Mercurialis annua (annual mercury) is the source of this 886-nucleotide messenger RNA. Its product is annotated as protein GET1. Gene Ontology annotation, biological process: tail-anchored membrane protein insertion into ER membrane. NCBI's taxonomy places the organism in Eukaryota, Viridiplantae, Streptophyta, Magnoliopsida, Malpighiales, Euphorbiaceae. Bases 119 to 664 code for a protein of 181 amino acids. The record is from RefSeq and is a predicted model, not a curated record. The transcript has 7 exons.
AUAUUCUUAUAAAAUUUCAUAAGAAAUAAUCCCAUGGAACAGCAAAAACAUUUCUAAUUAACAAAAAAAGAAGAAGCAAACUGAAUUGUUUGUUGAACUAAAGGAUCUGGUAAUAAUAAUGGGAGAAGAAGAACAAACCCUAGAACAGGGAAGAAGCUCUCUGGCAGCUCCUCUAAUCUUUCUUACUGUCAUCUGCUUUCAAUUGAUCUCCGCAAGGCUCGAACUAUUGAAAAAGAGAGCAGCUAAGAGUGCUACUGAAGUUCAGCUGCGUGCGGAAAUUAAACAGCUAUUGAAAGAGGCGAGCUCCUACUCACAGCCAUCAACGUUUGCUCUGGCAGCAAAACUUAGGAGGUUGGCAGCUGCAAAAGAGAAAGAACUUGCAAAUCGUCAAGAGAUGCACAUGAAGGAGAUGAAACUGUCUUAUGAUUUAUACCUUCGAGUAACAUUUGGCUUAAAGAUUGUGACAUACUUUCUAAUGAUUUGCUGGUUUUGGAGAACUCCUGUUGCUGCAAUUUCUCAGCAACUGGUGCAACCCUUUGGAAGGCUUUUAUCCUGGGGUGCUGGAGGUCAUUUCAAUGACAAUAUAUUGUUGCAGGUUGGAAUUAUUCCGUGGCUAGUAUUAUCUACAAGAGUUAGCAAAUUUGUGUGUCGAGUCGUCCAAUAGAACAAGGAACAUGAUAAUUUUUCAAACUUACGUGCUUCAAUUUACAUUCCGAUAGAGAUCGGUUGCAGCUUUGGUGUAUUUUUCUCCCAAUCUUGAUUUUUUUUUAUUAGGAAAUUAAGUUUAUAUAUGAUGUACACAUUCAGUUUUGGUUGAGCUGAGUGGAGAUUCAACUACCUCUUGUAGCUCAUUACUUAUAGAAUAGCAUCCAUGUUCAUUGUCUGA